AUUCUUCCAUUCCCUACAUCGUUUGUUCGUUUUCACGCGCGACUGCUUACUCCUAUUUCUACUCGCAGACAUCUAUCGAAUCCCGUUUGUCACGUUAAAAAUCCCGAAGCCAAAGCAGUGCAUAUUGGUGAUUCAGACCCCCAUUGGGAUUCCGGCACAACCAAGCCCUCAAGUCCAGCCUGUUCACGUAGGGCUGUCUGCCGGCUAAUAAACUGGCCAACCACAACUGUUGCCACUCUUGAUUCUCCACUAUCUUCUUCUUUCCUUGCCACUAAGUUGGAUUGCACUUCAGUCUUGCUCGCCCCGGCUUCGAAGUCUCUCCCUCACCAACAUCAUCAUCAUACAAAUUCCUGGAAUUUUGCGAAUCGGACUAUGUCACCAAACAGAAAAAGUUGGCCGGACGCAGAAAUUGAAUUGGAAGGCCACGCAAACUUUGAACGAAAAGAUUCUAUCUCUACGUCUGAACUGGAGAACAACGAGGGGCACAUCCAAAUUUCUCCAAAUCAGAUGAGGGAUUCGUAUCCAGCCUGCACAGAUAAACUUAACCUUGUGACUGGGGGUGCUGGAAGGCCGACAGGCAUCACAAAAGUCGAACAGACCGUUUCACUUUUACCGUCCAAUCGCUAUUGGUCAGAUUCUGAAAGACUUUCCUCGGCUAUAAGUCAUACACUCUUAUUAGAAGCAGAAGCCAGGACUUUGCUGAGCUAA
Messenger RNA from Protopolystoma xenopodis, 708 nucleotides. Lineage: Eukaryota; Metazoa; Platyhelminthes; Monogenea; Polystomatidea; Polystomatidae. The record is from the annotation of a GenBank genome assembly.